Messenger RNA from Macrobrachium nipponense, 2540 nucleotides. RefSeq lists its product as uncharacterized. NCBI's taxonomy places the organism in Eukaryota, Metazoa, Arthropoda, Malacostraca, Decapoda, Palaemonidae. Bases 942 to 2063 code for a protein of 373 amino acids. The transcript is spliced from 5 exons. The record is from RefSeq and is a predicted model, not a curated record.
ACUCACGUGCGCGCUCACCAGCCAGCCAACCAACCCACCUAAGAAGCAGAAGGGGCCUGUCAACGCCACCACCACCACCGCGGCCGCACUCACUCACUCUCACGGCGACAAACCACACCGACACACGCACAGCUCCCGUUCCGUUCCCGUCCCGUCAUCGCCGUCGUCGCUUGCUUUACGUCGCUCGUCGUCGUCGUCGUCGUAGUCGACCGCGAUUUUGAAAGAGAAAUAGAGAUAGAGAGAUAUAAAAAGGGAGAGAGAGCUGAACAGAAACACCGCUCUGUUUUGUUUUUUCUUCUUCUUCUUCUUCAUCUUCUCGACACCACAAUAACAAGAGCAAACUUUUGUUUUCUGUUGUUGUUUAAGUUCGCCGGAUAAAAUUACAAUAAUCACAUGUGCGAUGCAUCGUUAAGCACCGGCUUGAUCCUCUGGGCGAGAGAUUUCGUUUGUAUUCGCUUUGUCCUUUCGCUUCCAAUUACUUUUUCGGAAAGUUUGUGCACCGGUUCAACCCGCCUUACUCUAUAAUAAAGUUGCCUUCGUUUGGAGCCAGUCAUGGUUAGAAAAGAUUGUUAGAAAAGGAAUUCCACUGAAUGGGGACUAACAAAGUUUAGGGCUCUUACAUGUCAGAGCACGUUUGAGAAGUAAAAUAAUGGACGCAUGACGGCCGUUUCUCCAAAGUGAAAAACAAAAAAAGGAUCAAAACUCAUGAUAAAUUAGGUCUCAGUAGCAAAGUGCAACAACAACGCCGCGAUAACGCGAGAACAGCUAAAAGGAGAAGCGAGAAAUAGAGAGACAGAGAAAGAGAAGAGGAGAGCGGAAGGGAAGGCACCCAGGAAAAAGAUAAGGAACACACAGUAGAGGGCCAAAGACCUGUCUAUUAUAUCCAAACGCAAGGAGAAGAAGAAGAAGAGGUCGUAAAGGCAGACAGAAAAACACAGAGAAUGAUUCUCGGGACUUUCUUCCCAUUCCUCUCUAUAGUAGUGAUAUCUUCCCCGUCUUCCCUCGGCCUCCUGUUCCCACCCGAGGGGAAUGACUACCCCUUGUACGACUUCCCCUCCGUGCAGUACGUCCCGCACAACACCCUCGUCGAGUACCAGGACCCGCGCCAGAGCGCCGAGGAAGUGGACGAGGACAAGAUGGAGGUAGCAACGAGGUCGACCUAUUUCCCUAUAUCCUCCAAGGAUACCCUCUACCCUAUAGCCUCCUCCUCCUCCUCGACAUCUCCUCAGUCCUACCCUUACCCUCCUCCACCUCAUCCUCAUCCCUCUUCCCAAGACCCUUCCUCUCCCCACUCCUCCUCCUCCUCCCACGACUCGGAGACCCUCGCUUGCACGACGGACGAUAUAGCCAAAAUGCUCAACACAGAGGACCUGGAUAAAAUGAUAAAAGUCGUCGCCAAAAUAGAGGGCAAAAGCGUCAAGGAUCUCUUAAUAAAAUUGGCAACGAAGCAUGGACUCCUUCUCAAGAGCGGACAUCGAGGUUCUCCCUUGAGUCCUCCUUCAGACACCCUGCGAAACCUCCAGCUCCUGGACACUCCUCCUGCGCCCCAGAGAUCUUUGAUCCACCUUCGACGGCCACCCAAGGGCAUCCCCCCGACAGCGGGGGAUCAGACUUCGCCACUGGUGGAAGAAAGGGAGCUUUUUGAUCCUGUAGCUAUAGAGGUGCCAGCCGUGUCUCCGCGCGGCCUUGCCGCGCCCCUGAGAAUGCAAGCACUCGUAGUAGUCGAAGACGGAAGCAGAGAGGAAGUCGCUAGAAUGGCAGUGGAACUCGGACCACGCAUGGCUCUCCUGGACGUCCUGAAGGAAGCCAAGUUGGUCUUCGCCCUCGACAAUGGACCUUAUCGCCACAACCCCUUCGCUAUCAAAGCUCGUAAGCUGGAGAUCGAGAGGUGCCUGGCUCUCCAAUCCGUCGGGAGGAUUGUCGCUGAGCCCAAUUCAUCCUUCUUAAUCUCCGUCACUAGGACACGCCCAUUACCAGAGAUUCUUUGGGAAUCUCCCUGUCUGCCCAGGGUCUCCGAGCUGCUAAUCCACCCUGGUGACGUCAUCGUUCUCACACCACGCUAAUCACUUAGCUGCCAGACGCAAGAUUAUCAUAUCCAUAAAAGCAAAGGGUUUCAACCAAAACAACAGCGUUGCUAACGUGUUCAACAAAUUCUGAUCCGUAUCAUUUGAAGAUCACAUAGAUAUCAUUAGAGCGUACAUAUAUAUUUUUUUCCUCUCCACUGUACAAAACGUUACAAGACCUGGAACCACUAACGGCAAAAUGGAACGUUGGCAUCGUCAGUUGUUCGUGCAGUGCGAGGACGAGAAAUGUCACCGACUCACCGUCAUUUGGGUUUUUCUUUUGGAUUCAUUCUUACUAAAUGUUGUGUCCCCGAAAAUGAAGGUUCAUAAGGAUUGUGGUCGGGUAGUCAAUGUAUUCCCAGUAGUGUUCAUGUAAUAUAUGUUGCAGAGUAUGAUUAUCAGAGAUUCCUCCAUAAUGAUAAUAAAAUUGUUUAAUAAAUCAAAUUACCUCAAAAGACAAAUAAGACUGAAUUUCUU